CAUUUUAACCGGCCUCCCCAUUGGUCGGCUGUUUUAAUGGGCGUGGUUAAAAACCUCCCCAUGAUUAGUGUUGCUGAGGAAAAUGUGGCCUUCAAGUUAAAGUUGACGGCAGUCGCGGUCUUCACGCCAUUCAGGCUCUGUCAAGUUGAAUGGAGAACUCAACACGGGAGUGUGUUGCUCCGUAUGGCCAUGUGACAUUUGUGUGACACGUCAAGAAUGUGAGUCAUGAACUGCCAGGCCCUUUGGGAUAACGCCGACAGGUUGUUCAACAUGGAGUCCAAGGCCGGCCGUUUCCCGACGGUUCCAGAGCGAGAGCUGUACCGCAGCAUCCAGGCUGUGCUGCCUCGAGAAACGGACGUCCGCCAGUCCCCAGAUUGUCACAACAAAGGAAUUUUAAGAUGGACGUUGCACAAGAAGGUUCGGAACAAUCCUGCCAACAGCUUGUCUCUACUGUGGGUUCUGAUAAAAGAACUGGAGAAGGCGGAGAGGUGGGACAGCCUCGAAUACGUCAUUCCUUUGCUCCACACGCUCAUGUAUGCCAUCAUUCAGACAGCCUACAUCCCAGAUGAGUUGUAUAAGCGUGUUUAUGACUUCUGUAAGCGACUGCUGACCUACCCUCUGCCCUACUGCACCAUUGGGCUCAGCUACACCAGGCGAAUAAAAAUGGAGCGCUCCGUUCCAGAUCCCUCGCAGGGUUGCUACGGUGAGCUGGUUGAACCAAUGCUCGCACAUGCUGCAGGUCUUCUGUAUCAGAGGAUGGUGGUAGCGGAGCAGAGACUGAAGAAUGAGCAUUACCCCUUUCAGGAGAGGAUUUUUGUUCUGGCCGAUCCGGAGGUCUUUUCUGCUUCUCUGGCACAAGUGCUGUUGGCUGACAUUGAGGCGGCAUCUUCUUCAAGUUCAGUAGAGCACAAGCGCAGUGUGGUCCAACACUCCAUCCAGGCCGCUCUAGGAGAGCAGUGCCAUGCAUCCAACCUGGCGAAGAUCUUGAAAGAUAUAGACGUGGAGCCUUAUUUUCAGGAUGUGAUUGCAACUGCGGAGCGGUGUGUGGAAGACGAUUGCAGCAGGGUGGGGAGUGCGCUCAAGAGCCAUCUUCAGCAGCUGCACGGCGAUAUUGUCACGGGCCCAAACCUGGACGCUGCUUCCGUCGGAGCGCUUUUUGACUGCCCACUUCCGAACCCUGACAUGAGCUUCCACCUGUGGACAGAGGAAGUGGAUAUCUGGCGAGAGGUAGCCAAGUGGCUGCGAUCCAGUUCGUCAUCAGAGCAGUUCUCCCUCAAUCCGGAGCACGAGGACCCCGAGCUGGGCGACUCGCCGGGUGACCUGAUGCCACCCGACAAGACCCGCUUCUCCGUCCUGUCCAACGACAGCGGCAUCGAAAGAGACCUGCCCCACGGUGGAGACUCGUCGCCGGUGGCGUUGAUCGAAUCGGGCAGCGCCGGUGCCUCAUGGGAACCCUGCAAGAGCGAGCAAGAGUCUGUCAGGUUGUCCCGACGUGGAGGCAUGAAGGUGAAACCGUCUGUGAAGGACAGCGUGGCACUGAUGCAGGUCACCAUGGAGGGUCACGCGGGAGUACUUGGCGAUAAGGGCGGAGGAAGAGAGGUCACACUGCAGAGGAGAGCAGGAAGCCAUGCUUUCCUCAGACAGCAGCGGAUUUUUACUGCCAGAAUUGUCGUCAUGGGUGGUGAUGCCAUUAUGGGGCGCCUGGCUAAAGCCUACUACUGCUUAAGGAAAAGAGAAGCCCGGAGAGCUUUUCUUAGCAUGAAAGUUAACCUGCAGUUUUACUACAUCCCUGUUUGUGUGUCGCCAACUACUACGUCCUCUGGCAAGGAGAACUUUCAGCGCAAGCACAAUCCAUGCACUCUUGGAUCUUACUUGAGCGUGGUGGACCCGUGGUACAACUGCAACAUCAGCAGUUUAGGCUGCAUGAUGCCCAAGCUGGCGAAAAUGCAACAAACGAACCCAUCGAGGUCAAAAGAACCGUUUGUGUCCGACGUCAUUUCCUACUACGUGCGAAUGGGCCAGCAGCCAGUCAACUUCAACAUCUACUUUGUCAAGCUUACAUUUAGCAGCAUGACCAAGGAACCAGUGGAAGAUGUCUUCCUCACACAUUUAGAGGUGGCCGUUCCUCAUCUCCGACACGCUUCAGCGCCCAUGAGAGAGAAGUCGAAGAAGAGUGUGGCUGAUCUACACGGAGCACUUGUCUGCGUCAGUUACAAAAAAGUGACACUAAGUGGCCGCGACACUGACAGAGGCCUCCCCAUGAGGACAACUGGCGCUCGCGUCAAUGCGAUUCCCUCGAGUGCAAAAGAAGAUCUCAACUCUUUGACACUCACCUUGAAGGAAUGGUCAGCGAAAGCUAAAAACAACAUCGGCGAGUUCAAAAUCAGGAGCAAUAACAUCAAGAUGUGUUCACUGGAGACUCUGUCCUCACUCAAAGUGACCUUAGACGGAGACUGUCAGAGGAUCUACAAUGAUGUGGAGAGCAUCGAAAUCAUUCCCUGCCUUGACCCUGGAUACUUUGUCCAAAAAAACACGAUGUCCAAAUUGAAGCUGGGCGAUCACAAGGACGCCGGCCUGAGCAAAUACAUGAGCAAAGGACUUGGUGUGCCCGUCAACACCUUUGCCGGCUUCAUCGACUGACCUCUUCUGCGUAAAGAUGCUUGGGUGACAUAUAAAAAAAGCUCCGGUGAAAUGGAGUCCUUCCUUGGUGGUGGCCACAGUCUUCUUGAUUGAUAUCCAAUGUUUUGGCCUAAAGUGCGGAGAUGUGUUGCGAUUGCACAUCAUCAUCACAGUCCUUCCUAGUCGAGGGCUUGUUGAAGAGCUGCCACUUGUUAUCCGGGGCAAAAUGUGAUUGCAGAUAGUCACCUGUGCUUCAUAUGGAUGCGGUGUAAGCAGUCUUUGAUGCAGAAACGUCUGUGUGAAUCCUAUCGUAAAUGGUGUAAAUAAAUGAAGUUUUCACGAUU
Molecule: messenger RNA, 2963 nt
Organism: Syngnathus acus (greater pipefish)
Lineage: Eukaryota; Metazoa; Chordata; Actinopteri; Syngnathiformes; Syngnathidae
Product: phosphoinositide 3-kinase regulatory subunit 6
Exons: 22
Coding region: 226-2640 (804 amino acids)
Biological process (GO): positive regulation of MAP kinase activity; G protein-coupled receptor signaling pathway
Cellular component (GO): phosphatidylinositol 3-kinase complex, class IB
Molecular function (GO): 1-phosphatidylinositol-3-kinase regulator activity
Source: RefSeq, a predicted model, not a curated record